Alternaria arborescens is the source of this 375-nucleotide messenger RNA. RefSeq lists its product as hypothetical. Bases 1 to 375 code for a protein of 124 amino acids. Lineage: Eukaryota; Fungi; Ascomycota; Dothideomycetes; Pleosporales; Pleosporaceae. Gene Ontology annotation, molecular function: carbon-sulfur lyase activity. The record is from RefSeq and is a predicted model, not a curated record. The transcript has 3 exons.
AUGACUGAGGGACGUUGCAACUGCGGAAGCAUCAAGGUUUCCAUUCCUGCUUUACCAGAGCAAUCCGCUAUCUGCUACUGUGCCAACUGCCGGCGUGCCGGAUCAUGCGCUGGAUCCAUUAUCUACAUGUUCGACAAAUCUGAGGUCACAGUCAAUGACUCGAGCAACAAUCUUAAGAAUUACAAGGACAGCGACACAAAGAGUGGGAAUUCGAUUACUCGACAAUUUUGCGGCAACUGCGGGUGCCCCAUUGCAUCUUUAGUGGGUGACGACUCGCCAAAAAUGUUCUUGAAGGGUGGUCUGUUUGACAAUAUUCCUGCUCCGGGCUUCAAAUCAUUUGAGCAGGAGGAGCCGAGCUGGCUGAAGAUUGUUUAG